Messenger RNA from Guillardia theta CCMP2712, 3630 nucleotides. RefSeq lists its product as hypothetical. Gene Ontology annotation, molecular function: cation binding; mRNA binding. NCBI's taxonomy places the organism in Eukaryota, Cryptophyceae, Pyrenomonadales, Geminigeraceae. The record is from RefSeq and is a predicted model, not a curated record. Gene Ontology annotation, cellular component: cytoplasm; nucleus. Bases 1 to 3630 code for a protein of 1209 amino acids. Gene Ontology annotation, biological process: regulation of gene expression. The transcript has 13 exons.
AUGUCACAGCCAAAUGUUCAGAACAUAGAUCUGCCUCUACAAGUCACUGGCUUGAUCGUGGGGAAGAAGGGAGCCAAGAUCAACUCGAUCAAGGCUCGGUCCAAGGCGUAUGUCCACCUGUCGCCGGAACCCCUCCCCUCGAAUCCAGGGCUGAAGCGACUCGUCAUCAAAGGGUCCAAUGCAGAGGUAGCCAAGGCAGAGGAGCUUGUGUACGAGGUCUUGUGCUCGUGGUGCUCCGUCGAAGGACAGGAAGAAAACAUUCAACUGCUCCCGCAGGCAACUCGUGACAGAGUGCAAGAGAUUUUGACCAGCCAAACAGAGAACUCUACGCCGAAUCAACAAAACAAUGUCAAGGAGCAGGGGAAUCAUCACCCGAAGUCCAAGAGGGGUGGCUCCAGGCAAAAUGCGCAGAAUUCGCAUCAUGACGGGGUAGAAGACCGUCAGAGGGCGCAAGGACAGGGGCAGCACCAGAGCCAAGACGCCAAGUCAAACCAAAAUCACUUCGAAUGCGACCCUGAUGAAGAAGUACAUCAAGAAAUGGACGUGCCGAACGCAUACAUGUCAGUCUUGACAAGCAAUCAUGGCCAGCAUAUCGCUUCUGUAGAGCUCAUCACCAAGGCUAAAGUUGCGUAUGCUGCUCAACAGCCUGAUCCCAGCCUUCAGCUAACCAAGAUUGUAAUUUACGGACGUUUUUCACAAGUGCAGGGUGCGUAUCAAAUGCUCCAGCAGCUCCUCCACCGACUACAGUUCACCUUCGAUCAGUAUGCUCAACAUGUACAGCAAGUUCAUUUCCAGCAAGCCAACGUGCCAGUGGACCAGUAUGGAGUUCCUGCAGGUCCAAACGUGGCCGUUUCGGGCUAUGGCGGGCAGCAACAGAUGAUGCCGAUGGGAGGCGCGGUGCCCAAUGUUGCUCAUCCUCCCAUGAACUACAUGGCACCAGCGCAGCAGCCGAACAUGCCCUACGUGUAUCACCAGCAGCAACCACAGCAGCAGCAACAGCAGCAACCACAGCAGCAGCAACCACAGCAGCAGCAACCACAGCAGCAACCACAGCAGCAGCAGCAGCAACAGCAACAGCCGCCUGCAAACCAAGCGUCAUCUAUGGCACAAUCGAGUGAAGAAGCCCAAGGCAACCAUCAACCGGAUUCUCAGAGUGAGGGAGUUCAUCAGACAGGAGUUGACCAGAACAAUCAACGUCAACAGGGGAAGCGUGAGGCACAAGGCCAAGGGAAGUCCAAGAUGACGACGGCUGUGGAGCUUUCUGUCCCUGCAGGGGCUGCUGGGAUGAUUGUUGGCAAGAGAGCCGCGAUGUUGAAGAAGUUCAAGGCGGACACUGGCGCUCGUGUGCAGCUCAAGGCAGAGAACACCUCCGAGGAGGUCAAGAUCGUUCAGAUCGACGGGGGAGCAGCCGCUGUUGAGCGGGCUGUUCAUAUGCUGAUCGAGACUCUCACCCUCUGGUCGCAGAACGAGGAGGCAUGGAAAGACAAGGAUGCAGAGCACUGGAAAGACUACCUGCUCUCCCAAUACAGCAAGCAGAAACAGAACCAGCAGCAAGCCCAGCAACAGAACCAGCAGCAGGCGAACGAGAAGGCGCAGGGCCGUCCCCCACAAGCCCAGCUGAGGCCAGGAACCAUUCAGGAGUUUCUUGAGGACCAGAGGGAGGCGGAUAAGCUCAUUCGCAUUGAGAUGCAGAUCCCAGUGACGGCAGCUGGGAUGAUCGUGGGCAAGCAAGGGAAGACCAUCAAGAACAUCCACCAUCGUACAGGAGCGACGGUCGCUCUGGUUCAGGACGUGAACCCGGAGGACGAGACGAAGAAGGUCCUUGCGAUCCAGGGGAAGAAGUCGCAAGUGAAGCUCGCAAGGGAUCUCGUGAUCGACCUGAUGCUGACGUGGCUUAAGAACGCUCAAGAUGAACAGGGCGGGGGCCCUGGGGCGAAGCUCCACCACCUGGCGUCGAAGAUCCAAGAGAGAAUCGCCCCGGUAGUCACCAAAGAGGCCCAGAAGGCGCAGAACCAGGGUCAGAAGCAUGAGCAAGCUGCUCCUGCGUCCAGCGUUCUGGAUGAGCUGAAGGGGAUCGAAAUCCCCGGCGUGAUCCUUUCAGGCGAGGAGGAGCAUCCCAGGGUUGAGUUUCUUGUCUCGAUCGCAACGGCAGCGAUGAUCAUCGGCAAGAAGGGUAUGAUGCUGAAGCAGCUGCAGCACAGGUCAGGAGCGAAGAUCUCUCUGGAUUCCGUCUACACGCAGGAGGGGAAGAAGCAAGUUGUGAUCGAGGGGAAGAGGAAAACUGUGCUGCAGGCGUCGAGGAUGAUCAAGGACAUUAUCGAUCAGUGUGACGAGGCGAAGUAUGAGGAAGCGGCUCGGAUGAAGCAGCAGGAGGAAGAGAAGAAGAAGAAAGCCUUGGAGGAGCAGAAGAAGAAGCAGGAGGCGAAGGUGCAGGAGACGGAGUCAAAAUCGAGCUCUGCUCCAGCUGAGGAGUCGGAGGAGAGUCGGAAGAAGGACGAUGAGAGGAAGUGGCUGGAAAAGAAGGAGAGGGCAGCGAAGAAGACCGAGAACGAGAAGAAGCUCAAGGCAAAGAUCGCUCAGAACGUGUACGCGUUUUUGGACGACGACGAGGAGCACAAUGAAGCCGAAGAGGAGGAGGCAGAGGCUGACGCGGGAAACAGUCCUGGAAAGAAAGCGGACAGUGCUUCCAACUCCAAGAAGAAGAAGAAGAAGGUAGCGAAAGCGGCGCCUGCACAGCCUUCAGAGGGAGCGUCUCAAAGCAAGGAGGAGGACAACCAAGAGCUGAGUGAUAGCGACGAGGAGCGAGGAGGCGAGUCGAAGCCCAUGAUCGGCCUCGAUGCGGUUCUGAAGAUGCAGGAGGAGCUCGAGACGGUGGAGAACAACAUGGAGUUCUCGGUCUCCAACAACACCAAGGAGGCGCUUCAGAUCAAGGUGGGGUACCACUCAAGGCGAGGUCAGAGUCACGCCAACGAAGAUCAGUUCGCAGUGCUCGAGUUCCUUGACCUGAUCCCGUCUGAGUUCAGGGAGAGGCUGCUGGAGAGCUCGACCCUCUCCACGAUGCCCUUCUUCGCUGUCUUCGAUGGGCAUGGGGGGGCUGGGGUCUCGGGGCUCGCGCAGAAGGUGCUGGCGGCGCACGUGGCGGACGCACUAACUGAGAAGAUGAGGGAGAAUGUGGAGCUGAGGGGCAGGGAGGCGAGGGAGGAGCUGAUCAAGUGCCUGGAGGAGGGUUUCGCCAGGACGGAGAAGGAGGCUCUGGAGCUCAACGAGAAGGGAGACAAGAGCGGGUCGUGCGCGACGUGCUGCAUGCUGUGCGACAACGACGGGGAUAUCUGCCUCUACGUCGCCAACCUGGGCGACUGCCGGAUAGUGCUGGGAAAGCGCGAGAACGGGGCCUUGAGUGCCGUGAGGCUGACCACGGACCACCGGGCUGUGGUGGCGAGUGAGAGGCAGAGGAUUGAAGGGGCCUUCGGGGACAGCAAGACUAAGGGGAAGUGCCCGGGCGCGGUCAUAGCCGUUCCUGAGGUCACCAAACAUUCGCUCCAGAAGGCUGUCAUCAAGAAGUAUGGUGUGAAAUGUACAAAGCCAACGGAUGACUUGACCGUCAUCGUCGUACACUUCGAAUGGCCUUGA